GUUCAUCGAUGAUCUACCAGACGUGGCGCUGUUGACGUUCCAAGAAUUCGAUGACGGGUGUGGCUACGUGCCGCAUGAUAAAACCUGGCUCAAAGAAAACAUAUCCGACCAUCUGAAGAGGAAGUUCAGGAAGAACAAAUGA
Sphaeroforma arctica JP610 is the source of this 142-nucleotide messenger RNA. RefSeq lists its product as hypothetical. The record is from RefSeq and is a predicted model, not a curated record. The annotation marks the transcript as partial. The transcript has a single exon. Lineage: Eukaryota; Ichthyosporea; Ichthyophonida.